Molecule: messenger RNA, 3002 nt
Organism: Lemur catta (Ring-tailed lemur)
Lineage: Eukaryota; Metazoa; Chordata; Mammalia; Primates; Lemuridae
Gene: PNMA6A
Product: PNMA family member 6A
Exons: 3
Coding region: 325-1719 (464 amino acids)
Source: RefSeq, a predicted model, not a curated record
CGUCCGCACUGCAGAGAGCCGUGGCGAGCAGGCGCCGGCGCACUGGCCCACGUGCCGCGCCGACAGAGGCAGAGGGAGCGACGGAGAGCGGGGGAUCGAGGGGCGCCCGACCCCGCCGCCGCUCCGCGCAGCCCCGAGCCCUGCGCGCUGCGACCCGGACCAGGAGGGACCCCGCCCCGGGAGAAGGCUCUGGAGACCUGGGCCGUUCUCCCCGAGUCCUAGGCUCCCGCCCCAAUUCACUCCCCUCCCAGGGCCACCCUGGUCUGCGGUGGGAACCGUUUCCUGCCCCUGGCAGCAGCCCCGCGCAGGCCGAAAUUGCAGGCGAUGGCGGUGACGAUGCUGCAGGACUGGUGCAGGUGGAUGGGCGUCAGCGCUCGCAGGGGCCUGCUCAUCCUGGGCAUCCCCGAGGACUGUGACGAAGCCGAAUUUCAGGAGUCCCUGGAGGCCGCCCUGUGGCCUAUGGGCCACUUUACCGUGCUGGGCAAAGUGUUUCGAGAGGAAGAUAAUGCCACUGCGGCCCUGGUCGAGCUUGACCGGGAAGUCAACUAUGCUUUGGUCCCCAGGGAAAUCCCGGGCACCGGGGGCCCCUGGACCGUGGUCUUUGUGCCCCGUUGCUCAGGCGAGGAGUUUCUUGGUCGUGUGUUUCACUUCCUGGAGCAACAGGGGCAGACGGUGGAGAGCGUGGCCGGUGCCCUGGGCCUGGGGCUGCGCAGGGUGUGCUGGCUCCGCUCGGUCAGUGAGGCGGUCCAGCCCUGGGUGGAGACCGUGAGGUACCAGCGCCUGGGCGUGUUUUCCGGGAGGGACCAGCCAGCCCCAGGGGAGGAGUCCUUUGAGGCCUGGCUAGACCACACCACCGACAUGAUGCAUGUGUGGCAGGGGGUCUCAGAAAGGGAGAGGAGGAGGAGGCUGCUGGAAGGCUUGCGUGGGACGGCCCUGCAGCUUGUGCACGGGCUCCUGGCGGAGAACCCUGCCAGGACAGCGCAGGACUGCCUGGCGGCGCUGAUCCAGGUGUUUGGAGACAACGAGUCCCAGGCGACGAUCCGGGUCAAGUGUUUGACCGCUCAGCAGCAGUCAGGCGAGCGUCUCUCCGCUUUCGUGUUACGGCUGGAAGUCCUGCUGCAGAAAGCCAUUGAGAAGGGGGCCCUGCCCAGAGCCUCCCUCGACCACGUGCGCCUGAGGCAGGUGCUCACCAGAGCCAACCUCAUAGAGCCUCUGGAUGAAGCGCUGAGGAAGCUGAGGAUGGUCGGGAGGUCUCCUACAUUCCUGGAGAUGCUGGGGCUGGUUCGGGAGUCUGAGGCAUGGGAGGCCAGUCUAGCCAGGAGCGUGAGAGCCCCGGCGGGGGAUGGGUUGGGUGCCCCAGCCGAUGCCCAGGCUGUUGCCAGAGCCAACGCCAAGGCAGAGGAUGAAAAGGUGGAGAAGGAGGAGGUGGAGGAGGAGGAGGAGGAAGAGGAUGACCACCAUCCCGCCCCUGCAGGCCUCGAAGGCCUAGGUCAGGCAGGACCCACUGAGGCCCCCGGGGGCCCCUCCCCAGCCCAGAUGGGCAGUGCUUCUGGGGCAGGCCCAGGAGGUCCAGGCUCUGGGCCAGAGAGCCGUGCCCAGGCAGGGGACGAGGAGGCCGAGGAGCCCACCCUGGAGGGGCUCAAACCCAUCCCAGAGGAGUCGGAAAACGAGGACGGGGCUGGGGACACGAGCCACCCCGAGUCCUCCUCGGGAAAAUAGGCUCAGAAGGCCCAGGGGCUUCCUCUCCUCCCCUCUCAGGCAGCAGCGCCAUGGAGACAGGGGGAGGAAGUAUCAAGGGCAGGGCCCAGGGAAGGGCCCGCCCAGCCCAAACCAAGCCCCCCGGGCCUCCCACCUCCCCCAAGGGGCCCCGGCCACCAUCCCCGGCCCUUCCUGGUGAUCCCACAUGACCAUGUUUGCCACCCAACGGGGAGGGGAGAGGCGCCCCUGCCGUGACACCACCGCACCUGGCCCCAGCCCCAAACCCUGCCAACUCGGGCAGCCGGCCUGGAAGCACCCGUGAGCGGCCUGGGUGAGGGCACCCGAAGACGUCUGCCACCUACACUGGACCGGGAGACCUUAGCGGGACAGAGGCCAUCUCAAGGGUGCCGGCUGCCUGGGCCUCCCCAGAGGGGCCCCCCGUUCACCGUCCCCGGGACAGGCCGAGCCCUGUUCUGGGAGGCCCACCCUUAUCCGUGUAGGCCCCGUAGCGACCCACGUGUCAAGCACACGCGCCCCCCGGCCACCAGCCACCGUUCCUGUGCAAAGCCGCUGUGUGUGCGCCAGCCCCGGGGGCCACGUCCCGGCCUGCCCGGCCAGCCGCCUCUCGGCCCCGGGCACGUGCUGUGGGCUUCGGUGCCAGCCCGGGCUCUGCUCGCUGUCGUGCAGUGUCGUGAGCUCAGCCUCUGCUUUCUCCGAGUAGAUUUAGGCCUACCGCAGCUUGUCCUCGCGGAGAUGUGUGUGUUCUUACCCGAGCAGCUCCUCCCCGGAGACCCGGAGCACAGUCCCAGGAGGCAGCGGGAAGGACGACCACGAGGGGGGCGGGGACGCGCACCCCGUGACCUCGGGGAGAAGAGCUGCACCAGGGACGGACGGGGGGCUGUGCUUUGACGUCCACCCCUGCUGUCCCUUGUGACUCAGUUUCCUCGAUGUGGUGGGGUGUGUCCUGCUGUGUUUUCCAGUGUCCCGUGACUGUCCUGUGCCGGCCAUAGGGCAGGGCCGCGCUCCAGCGGGUGGGCCGGGAGGGGGUCCCUGAAGGGAGUGGACGUUGCCAGAGUCCAGCGUCCCGGCCAGGGGCAGAUGCGGGGGCCCUCAGGAGGGAAGCUCAUGGCAGGAGGGCCACAGCGGGGACCUGGCAGAGGAGGCACCUGGCCAGGGAGCCCAGGACGAGGACCCUGGGACCUGUGGCCUCCAGUGGCCGUCAUCAGUUGCUGUCUGUGUUGUCAUUCCCUUCUCUCCAGUGGUUGCAGUAAAUGUUUCUGUUCAAUAAAUUUCAUUGCAUGUUC